GUUUGCGUCGGCUCGGUGGCGCCUGCCUUGUUUCCGUUUGCGCUGCUACGGAGAUUUCGCUUCGCCCUUUGCGAUCGGGGAAAAAGAACAACGCGAAAGCACAGCAGCAAGCAGUCAUGAUGGCUAGCGGCGACGACACAUGAAUGAAACCUUGCAGGUAUACAAGUGGCGAUCGAAGAACUGACUGCAUGACGGAAACACGUUUGGACGACGUGCUUGGGGAAAUCUCAGCUGGGAACGCAGUUCAUCGGUCACUGAGCUGCUGCAGCUUUCACUUCGCAAGCGACGUCCGUGCAGUGCGGGGGUCAUCUUUUCGCUGAAGCCACCGAGGGAUGGAUGUGUGGCCCCAGAACUUUGCUACAGUAGGUUGUAGGAGCGCUUGGCUCGAGGCAAUGCUGGAAUACGUGUUUAAGAGGCCCGUGUCAUCAGAUGCUCAAGACAAAGCCACACUAAAGUUGGAGGACCUGGAUGACUUCAUUGACUUUGAACUUGAGAAUUUGUCUAAAGGACAGGUUGCCGAGAGCGACUAUGGCCGGCUUGGUCCUAAUCAUGUCAUGUUUGACAUCUGCUCCAACGUUGGGACGUUCAUUUUCAACCAGGACAGGCUUGGGGUGUCAAGUCAAAGUAACUUCAACACGAUACGAGCCACUUGCUGCGUUUUUAAAGGCAAGUGGCAGUACGAGCUGAUGCUUGGCUCCAAGGGGGUUAUGCAAGUCGGUUGGGUCACUAACAACUGCAAGUUUUCUCAAGAGAAAGGAGUUGGUGACACUAUAGACUCCUAUGCCUUUGAUGGGAACAGGGUGCGCAAAUGGAAUGUUGCCACAUACAAGUAUGGAGAGGCCUGGGUGGCUGGCGAUGUCAUUGGCUGUUGUAUCGAUCUUGACAAAGGCACAGUGCACUUCUACAGGAAUGGUCGAUCCAUGGGGGAAGCGUUCGGCAACGUUCGAUUGGGGCCGGGCCUGGCCUACUUCCCCGCUGUCAGCCUCGCGUUUGGCGAGAACCUGGUGGCCAACUUUGGUGCCACACCAUUGCGCCACCCUGUCGAGGGUUACAGGCCACUUGAGAAGACAUCGCUUCGAGAUGCUGAACGUGCCCGCCUCUUGCUGCUUUGGACAAAGCGGCUACUGCCAGUGUAUGAAGAAGUGCACAAGGGUGCAUCCCAGCCAGCCUACCUCACUGAUGGCCUGGACGUGUUUCGGCAAGGCACAAAAGCGCAGGCCCUUCUCAUUGCUGCGCCCGUGCUCCGGCGCCUCGGCCCGCUGCUGGCAUCUAGUCACGUCACAGAAGUCUCAUUCCUCCCGUUCCUGUUCCAAGUCUUCGAAGAGAGCCCAGACGGAAGACGGAUCUCGACACUACUGGAGCUGUUCUGGGCACUGCUGGAACCUCCGGAGAUCAAGAAGUGCCUGGAGAACGUGGCCGUGGCGUUGUUGACGGGAUUCCGCUUCUCCCCUUGCACCCCCGACUUCCUUCACCAGAAGCGGCACCUUUGCCUCAUGCUGAGCGUUUUGCAGCACGACUCAUCGCGUCGCUACCUCCUAGAGAGUAUUUUAUUUGACAAGAUCAAGUUCGCCAUGUUCAUGGAGGUCAAGCCUCCAGACAACGAAACCCUGGCUACGCUUAUACCUGAUGUAUGGUUCGAGCUUAUGGAGGAGGUACAUCCUACAGAGGAGACCUACAGAAAAAAUUUGUACGCAGCUGCCAAGCAAAGGCUGAAGGUUAUGAGUGCAGACAUUGAGAACAUCCAGCUGAGGAUAUUGGAGCAACUCACUGUGGACACUGAUGCACCACAGGGUCAGACCAGCCGCGAUCUGUUUCUUGCAAAGUUUGAGGCCUUUGUCAAGGAAAAUACUCCAGGAAGCAGGACCUUGACCCUUGACCUGUGUCCAAACGCUGUCGCCUUGGCUUUUUUCCACCGACUUUUGGCCCUGGUCCGUCGGUGCCUUCCCGUCUUCCACACUAGCAGCGGUCAGCUGCUUCAAGAACACAAUUUGUACAUUCCGGCUGCCUUAUUUAUGACUACAAUUGGAACGGGCCCUGAAGUUUCCCACGUCGGCGAUACGCCGGAUCAGAGGAUAGUGGCGUCGGAAAUACCGAUCCCACCGUCCAACCGAACAGUGAGGUCGACGCAGCAGAGCGCUGGUGGCAACACGGUACAUGUGGAAACUGAAACGUCAGCAACAGCCUACGAAGCCAAAGAGGAAGACAAGAGCAUCAAGAUUCUGCAACUUCUUGACGGAAUAGUGCGAUUAUACUGCCUCUGUGGCCAUGCUCAGUUUGUCAAGAUGAAUGCCGUGAAGGACAACAUGCGGGACUACCUCAGGGCUGUGCAGGAGGUCAGGAGGAACAGCGCCUGGGGCGAGAGAGACGUGGCCGAGGCACUGAGCAAGGUGGAGCAAGUCUUCGGCGAAACGCUCAGCGAACAGGCCCGUCACGUUGCCUGGCUGUCAGUGGUGGUUUUCUCCAAGGAGAAGCAGAACGACAUUUACUGGCUUCUGAACAUUGUGUUGAAAACUCUUGAGGAAGCCUCCUCCGCGGGCGUGGAGUUUUGCUUCGUGCCAGAGUAUCACGUCGAAGCGUGCAUGAAGUUGUUGACGACUCUGAGUGUCCACUUCCUGCCAACAUGCCUGUUGAGCGAUAUCCCAGGCCACUACCACGUCUUAGUGAGGUAUAGCACGUUCCUUGCAGAGCACUUUGCUGAUCGCCGUGUUGUCAACCCGGAUGUGAAGGAUGCCCUGCUACGAGCUUUGGCUGCACAUGUCUGUCCCCCGUCCACCGUCAGGGCACUGGAGUGCAUGCCGACUAAAAGCUCUCUAGCACUUAUCCAAGCCUUGCUACAGCCUUACAAGAACCGGCCGUGGGCCCAGACAAACUGGAUACUCAUGAGGCUGUGGAAGGGCUGUGGAUAUGCCUUCCGUUACACAGUGGCACCACAUCUAGUCGAAAGAAUGGCUUCCAGGCCCGUGGAAUCAACUUUACCCAAUCAUCCUGCGCCCUGUCCGAGCGUGUUUUUCCAGAACCACAUUGGCCGCUGGCUUGAGGACCACCCAGAACCAGCAUCGGCUUUCCUGGGCAGCGUCCUGACGCAGCUGAAUUGGUCCUUCUCCCAGUUCAUAAGCAUGCUUCAGGAGAUCCAGAAUGCUCAGAGCAGGCCCGAGCGGGUGUUCAUCAACUCGCAACAGCUGAAGAUCUGUGCCACCUGCUUUGACCUGUCGCUGGGCCUACUCCGUGUCCUCGAGAUGAUCGUGAACGUUGCACCGAGCCUCGUCACCAACCCUACAAGGCCUCACUCUGAGCUUCUGCUGGCCCGCAUCUUUCAAGUACUGAGCCACAUCCUGAAUCGGGUGACGUCCCGGUGUGGCUGCUUCGACUUGGUAGUCGGCAUGGAUGUAGCGGGUCUGGAGGCCAUUGACCACUUUCCUAUAGUCGCUGCUGUGACGGGCAUCCUAGUCGCGCUUUUGCUCAAGGGAUCCGUGGAGAGUCGUGAAACGGCCUUGUCGGGUCUGCUAGCCGAACCGUGCUUCCAGCUGUCGUCCCUCGAGUUCCUGCUGGGUGGUGGACCCACGUCACUGGUGAUGCAAGAGGGUGCUUCGGAAGAAGCCGACACUGCCAAUGACUCGCCAGUUUUCUCGCUUGCUAACUACUCUGAGGUGAAGGAGGAAGAGGUGGAGCAGGCGCGGCAGCUGGUGCAGCUGGUGCAGAGCCGGCAGCCGCCACCUGUCACCUUCGACGAGGACCACAUCUGCACCAUCUGCUACGCGCAGGGCAACUCGGUGCGCUUUGUCCCCUGCGGGCACCAGUCAUGCCACGUCUGCAUCCUGACUCACCUUGCCAACAGCAAGGAGUGUUUCUUCUGCAAAGCCGUCGUGGAAAAGCUCGACCCUUGCAGGACGAUACCCCCCCAGUGAAAUCACCAGCCUCUAGACUGACACGUCACAGUUGUGGCUUUUGUCGUUUGAUACAAUUGCGUCAUAUAACAUUGUUUGCAUUGAGCUGUACAGCAGAAAAUGUUUGUUGUAAAGACUGUUGUAUUUAAACAUUGGAGUGGAUCAGUCUAAUGCUUACGUGAGAUAACGUGCUGUCCUUGCUUUGUGCUGUGUCUCUUCACAGCUUGGCAGCAUGUAAAAGUUGUUGACAUGGUGAUGUAACAGGUCUGUGAAAACUCUCUGCUUUCUGCUUUUAUUGUGGCCAGUUAUUGUACAUUCUUCUGGCUCAUGGAUCACAAUGGCAUUGGCCUCAGUCCAGUUUGAUGCUAAAUGUACAGCUGCUUGCCAGAAGAGUCUGAGAUCAAAAGUGGAAACAAGUCAGCCCUGCCUCUGCUGAAAAAAAAGGGGGGGGGGGGGUCAGGUACAAGCACAAAAUAAACGUCGCACCACUAACGAAAGUUGUGGUAGCUACUUGGCCAGAACUCCACCAGAUCUCCUUCGCACUCUCAGGACAAAGGUAAGAGCACUUCUCAGUGCUCUAAGCUGUAGCACUGCAUCCUUGUAGGCAAGUGUAUUCCGCCAGCCAAAUGCAAAGCAUACCACGAGAACACUUGAGAGUGACCAGCUGAAUGUACUGCAAGUUGCCUUUGUUUAACAGUUGCCUUGGCUGGCAUCUUUGUCCUGUUGUGCAUCCUCUUGCACUUAACAGCCACUAGUUGCUUCAUCUUUGUCUGACAUUCUUUUAUCACAAUGUUCACCUUAGAUCAGUGCGAGUGAGUCAAUGAGACUGUGGUCAGCUCUCACGUGGCUCUUCCCACUGCCACAUUUUAUACGUGGCACUGAGCAGAAGCAGAAGGCACUGACCGCUGAGGAUAUCUGAUGAUGCCUUCUGCUCAGCAAGCCAAAAAAAAAAAAAAAGUGAAUUAACGAUUACUUCUGCUCAGUAAUGUGAUAAGAGCAGACGACACCUUCUGCUCCUGCCUGGUGUGAUAAGUGAAAGUGUUCCAUGGGACCUCUCGUGUAAGUUGGCCGCAUUCUUGUCAGAUAGUUUGUUGCAGAGCACUACAGUAGCAAUUAUCAAAUCUUAUGUAGCCAGGCACCACCAUUUCUUGUCGAUAGCUUCCAGGUGUACUUUACAGUGGUGAUCUAGGUUUUAAGAGUACAAAGAAAUACUGUACUGAACCAGUGUACGAAAAGUACUUAGCUCACUCAUAGUUGCACCUCGUAAUCAUCAAAUUGAAGAAUAAAUGGUGCAACAUUUUGAGGCAAAAAAAAGAAUGGUUAUGGGCUCUCUUGCUAGAGAAAUGCUUUCAGUUAGAGUUCUUGAUGUGGUAGAAAUUCUUCGCUCCCAGAUUCUGGCAUUUAAGAAAAAGAAUCUGUGGAAUUCAUUAAAACAUGGAUGAUGUUCCCUACUCUUUGGUGAAAAAUCUGCUCAUAGCAAUCCCCCAUCUGUCGCGGGAUCGAAUCCCGGCCGCGGCGGCCGCAUUUCGAUGGGGGCGAAAUGCGAAAACACCCGUGUACUUAGAUUUAGGUGCACGUUAAAGAACCCCAGGUGGUCGAAAUUUCCGGAGUCCUCCACUACGGCGUGCCUCAUAAUCGGAAAGUGGUUUUGGCACGUAAAACCCCAUAAUUUAAUUUUUAAUCCCCCAUCUGCCACGUUACGAUAAGACAGAGUAUCGAUUUUUUUUGCCUGCCCAUCAUCGACGUCGUAUGCCCAGUUCAGUACUUUCCUAGCUUGGUAGGUUCUGGCCAGGCCACUUAGGAAUGGCAAGGUGUAGUGCGUGCCGCCGCAUGCUGCUUAUGCAAAAUACCGUAGGAAAAGACAUGGCAGACAUGAUGCUUGCAGAUACGAAUGGCAAUGAGGAGCACAAAUAGAUGGACAGCAGCAUUUCAAAGUAUUUUGCUGUCCCUGGCAAGAUCAAAUUAUUAGGCCUCUCUCCACUUCGGCACCAAAUUUAGGUGUAGCACACCGAAAAAUUUUGAUGUCACCUUUCGAGGCAUUAGCAAUGGGCUAAUUCUAAUGCAAAAGUUUAACACAAAGGUUUUUGGUCAUCAAAUUAUUGUUCUGUGGUCACCCCUAAAGAAAAGCAUGAAUAAAAAUCCGAAACAAAAUUUAAUUGGCAUCAAACAUUGCAUUUAGUGUUGUCUCUUACCUGCUGGUGAAACGUGCUGAUGAAGUGGAGUGAUGAGGUAUGCUGCAUCCUUCACAAAGCGCUGUGCUAAGUCACUGCCUGUUUCGGCUACAGGAUGAAAGGCCCUGUAGUCCUUGGGACACCAAAGGAUAGACCAAGGCAGGACUGAUGCUGUGUCCUUUCUGUUUCCCAUCUAUUUAUGCUAUUCACCGGCGGUCAUGAUGAACCAACUCAUCAAACAGAACUUAUUGUUACUUACAGACCAUCUUGGUUUGAAACAAUGGUUGCCGAUUCUCAAGAAAAAAAAAUAUAAGACGUGGUUUGUAAAUACUUGCUGACCUUUGCAUGCCUUGGAACAUCAGCAUCCAUAUUUGUCUGACACUGGACAUAUCCAUGCAACUUCGCUGCUUUCGAGUUCAAAACACUACAAGUCGGGCAGGGUGGUUAUGACGCUUUUGGAGGCAACGCUGUAGGCAAUAGUUAACGGGACCCUAAUGAGCAACAGAUAAUUUGUUUAGCCUAGUGAAGUAUUCUUCCCAGGCCCACUUUACGUUAAUUUGAUGGAAAAUGGCUCCUUAUUAGCGGGGAAUGUCGAGGGCAGCUUCCCUUUCUGAAUUUCAUGCCCAUAUCACAGUGCCGCUACGUCAGUGCUAUGUCACAGAUUUUGAAGCAUUAUCUCAAGUUCUGGCCAUUUUUGUUCAGAGAAAAAAAAAAUGUUGGAACUCGCUGUAUUGGAUCUCUGGCUCGUUCAGGGUUCAACGCAAUCCUCGUUUGUCUACGACCUGUGAACUAAUCAUGAGCAGUCACUGUCAAAAGUUAUGAUGUCACUAGAAGCUAGCGUGGCAAAAACUUCAACUUGGCAUCACCGCCUGUCUUUUGCUUUUGAAUCUCUUCUGCAACUUUCGAAUACUCCACCAGCGUAGGACUGAUGCUUGUGGUAUUUCAGAAAUGUAAUCUACAAGUCCAGUUUAUCUCAGUAUUCCUCUGUGGUGUCUUUGUUAGUUAAAUUGAUAAGUCAGGCUUCUAAAAAUACAACUGUGCCACUCUGAGAGCAGUGCUUUCGUAAGCGAAAAACGACGUAAACAUUCGAACAGGCGAAACCAGCUCCCACAGGCUUUUUUGAUCAUCCCAGCAAUAUCGGGCCAAGAUUAGUCAACGAUUGCUACAUAAAAGCAGAUUACAUGGCACUUCAAUACAGAAGGCAGUGCAGCCUGGCCACAUUUAUUCAAUUUUCCUGCACAUAAGUUAUAGGUACCUGCUCCCUCAAUAUUGCUGCAUCAGUACUAUAUGUAGGCGCAUGGUGCCUCCUAUGUCCAGCCCUCUGACCCACUAAGGGAGGAAGAGAAUCAAAUCUUACAUUAUAUUUAGAGCACAGUCAUUUCCGUUACAGAGACGACAGACCCUGUAGCAAACCCACGUUUCUCUGUUUGCUGGUGAUCUAAAUCAAGGAAGACAUGUGCUGUUUCCAGCGUCGACUCUCUGUCUUGGUGCACAGAAAAUGCUGAGAAAUUUUUUUCAGGAACAUAAUCUAUGGCUCCAGCUAGACUGAUGUUCGCCUGUCCCUUUCUCUAGCAGUCAAUUAUGGUGGCACACAGUAUUGUGACGCAGCAAACUUUAUGGGUCUGGUGCAAGUUUGCAGUGAAUAACACUGCUACCAGUACGGAAAGUUACUCACUGUUUCUGUUUGUUUUUUGCAGUUAUGGUACAAUUGUGCUAGUAUGGCAGAGGAUGUUGGGAUAUCGGUUUUGCAUUGCAGUUUUGCAUUUUUUUUUUUUUUUUGCAUUGUUGGAUAUCAGUCAGUUUUGCAUUUCAAUGUCUCCUAAGUUAUCCAGUUCCUGUAUCCAGUUACUUUAAGGUUAAUGAGCGAAAUUUGGUUUAUUUGUUAAUCAAUUGGUAUUUUAACAAAUAAACGCGAAUGUCUGCCGCUACGAAUGGUUUGUUGUAAAAAACGUCAUUGCUUAAUCAUUGCUCUACAUUUCAUAAUCACUUCAGUGAAACACCCAGUAUAUCCUCAUAUGCACAGUUUGAGCAUAAAAUGCUUCGUUGAAACGUUCUUGUACCAGUGCCUCUGCAUUCUACAUUUUUACUUGUGUGAAGAAUGUUCCCAAGAUGGCUACUGCUUCACUCAUAAAGAGAUCUACGUACAGUGUGGUCUACCGUUGAAGGGAACACAUGAGUGUAGGACAUGUGCAAAAAUUUGCUGCUGGCAAGUCUGCAAUUUCUCAGCUUUGCAGCAUACAAAUCUUGGCUGGUGGCGCUGGCACCUCUCUGCUCACCUGUGUAUUGACAUAGUGUCAGCCAUUGCUUGCAGGAUGAACACCAGUGAACCAAGAUCCACACAUAGGGGGGCAAUUCCUUUCACAGUGGACAGGCACCAUACAAGUACUACACGAAGGUUGCAGUUCAGUGUUUUUUUGUACACCUUUUCUGGGCUUAUUUGUGGCCUCCUGUUUGUAAAGAACUGAGAUUUUUUUAUGCAGCAAGAGUUCAUAUUUCUGAGAAAGAAAAAAAAAAAAACCUUACCAGGUGCCAAUUUAGGGCUCAGCUAUUUGAAGAAGUUAAGAGAAGUCGUCACUUGCUCUUUACCUAAUGCCUUUACUCAUUUAGCACGAGGUAACGGUUUCGAGUACUGGCCAUGGCGGCUGCAUUUUGAUGGGGCUGAAAUGCGAGAAUACUUGUGUACUUAUAUUGCUAAGGAGUCCCAAAUGGUCAAAAUAAAUCCGGAAGUUGACUUCAGAUGUAGCCCUAGUUUUGCUUGAGCAGGUUGAAUCCCAUUAAUGAACUAAUCAAUCCAUCAUUCCAGUCUAGGAAAAAACAGUGAGUAUUGGGUAGCACAGACCUUGGCCAAGCAUGCACCUACAAACUAUGUGUCUGAUCAUGGAUUGUGGGGCUUCAUGUGAUACUACACUAUUGUUUCGUUGCACCUGCAGUGCAGAUUGUAAACAGCAACAUUUCUUUUUGUUUAGUUUCUCUUUUCCCUUCUGCUGCUCCUUGAAAUAAAAGCAAUGGAUUUGCAUUAUUACUAGAUUAUUCCUUGGCCAAAGGGAUCAGGAGCAAGACUUUUAGAAGAGUAGCUUCACAUACAGCCAUACGAAGCCAACAACUAAGCUAAGGAACUCAAAAAGGUUGAUUGCUAGCGUCUACAAUAUGAAGCCAAAGAAGGCAAGCCUUGGUUCUCCUUUAAAAAGAAAAAGUUUGUUUCAUAUAUAAGAUUUACGAGACAAAUACUUCCCUGGUUUUUCAUUCAGUGCCAAGCAAGAGAUCAGAAUGAGAUCACAAAAAAUGUGCGUUUCAAAUGGCUAGCAGUGUUUGAUCUAUCACUAAGACUUAAGGUAACACAUCAAACACGAUACACAAAAGCUUUAAGUGUCGGCUUGUGUUCUUGUUUGUCGCAUUAGUCGAACUUGGGUUAUAGUCAAACCUCCUUAUAGUGAAGUUGCAUCUGACGCGCAAAUAUCUGUUAUAUCUCGUAUUUGUUAUAAGCGUAUAAUUGUUACAUGCUGAUGUCAAUAAGACACAUUUAGAUUUAUCUCAUUAUACAGUAACACCUCGUUACAACGAAGUUGAAAGGGGAGCAAGAAUUUGUUGUAUCCAUUACUUUGUUAUAUCCGUUAUUACGUGUAUUGCAGUGUGAAUCUCUAUGGGUAUUUGAAGGGGAAUUUCACUUUGCUAUAUUCAUUAUUUCAUAAUAACAAGGUUUGACUAUAUCUGAUAAUUCACUAUAUCCGUGUUCGUUGUACCGUAGUUUGACUGUAAAUUAUGCACCGCCUAGGAUCGUAUUACUUAUUGAACAAAGUCGGCUGAAAAUGCUGAAUGUGCUUCUCAUCCCUCUUUUUUUUUCCAUUCUUGUUCCUUGCUUGGUGCCACCAACAAAGAAAUGGAUCACAAAUACUAACCUGGCAAUACUUGACAGGGACGAACACAUUUUGAGAUGAAUCUCUUUCCAUGUGUAAGCAUAGAAUGCUUACCGUGGGCUAAAACUUUGUGUUACCAAACGAUGUUGCAAGACCAGUUGCUGCCAAACUAUUUCCUCCACGUUGGCCUGCAAAUAAUGCAGGCAGUGUAUGCAAAGUACUUCAGCAAUUAAGAUUUUCUGCCAGCAUAUGCAAAGUACUUCAGCAAGAAUUGUAGUGUAAAGUUAGCAGGUAUAUGAACUGCUCAGGCACAGUGUUUUAUCUAGAUCUCGUGUGCAAUAGUUGUUGAUUUCACAUUUUCGAAUGGCUUGUAAGGAACUGCAGUGUAUGGAUAUUUUGGUGCGAGUUUUGUUUGAUGCUCUUGUGAUCACAAUAAAGGUAUUCUUAAAUGAUCA
Molecule: messenger RNA, 10364 nt
Organism: Dermacentor andersoni
Lineage: Eukaryota; Metazoa; Arthropoda; Arachnida; Ixodida; Ixodidae
Product: E3 ubiquitin-protein ligase RNF123-like
Cellular component (GO): cytoplasm
Molecular function (GO): ubiquitin-protein transferase activity; protein binding
Source: RefSeq, a predicted model, not a curated record